AUGUCCAAGGCUCCGGAGAUCAGUGUCGACGUCGACGCCGACGACGGCACAAACCACGAACUUCGUGCGGCGCGUGUGGUUGCGCAGACGCCGAAACAAACCCGCCGGGGCUGGUUCUGGGAUACACUGGACAAAUCGCCCGAGGAGCGACGAUUCCUGUUCAAGCUUGAUACCGGCCUUCUGACCAUUGUUUGCUUUGGAUUCUUCGUCAAGUUCCUCGAUCAAGCCAACCUGAACAAUGCGUUCGUCUCUGGCAUGAAGGAAGACUUGAACAUGUUCGGCAAUCAGCUCAACUACGUGACGACCAUAUACACAGUGGGCUCUAUUGUUGGGAAUAUUCCCAGCAAUCUUCUCAUGACAAGAAUCCGGCCGUCAAUCUGGCUUCCCAACCUCAAGAUAAUCUGGUCGGUGUUGACCAUGUGUUUGUCUCGAGUCAACAAUACCAAACAACUAUAUGCAUUGCGCUUCUUCAUCGGUUUGUCAGAAAGCGGAUUCUACCCCGGCGUCGAAUAUAUGCUCGGUUCUUGGUACCGGAGGGAUGAAUUAGCCAAGCGAGCAGGGAUCUUCAACUUCACCGGGUCGGUAGCCACCAUGUUUUCGGGCUACCUGAUGAGCGCAGUGAUCAGUCUCGACGGCAGAGGAGGCCUUCGAGGUUGGCAAUGGCUAUUUAUCAUGGACGGAGUGAUAUCCUUGCCCAUCGCCAUAGCCUCUUUCUUCCUGCUCCCGGAUUAUCCGGAGAUCUCUCGAGUGUGGUAUCUGAACGAAGGCGACAAGGCAAUUGCCAGAAAACGCAUGGAAUUCGAAGGCCGCCGAAAGAGACAACCGUUCACAAAGAAGAAGGUGUUGAAGAUCUUGAGUUCCUGGCACUUGUGGCUUCUACCUCUGCCUAUCUUCUUCUGCGCUGGCGCUGGCGGUGGUGGCCAGCCGACCUUUGCGCUGUGGCUGAAAGCAUCCAAGCAUCCCAAGUACACUAUUUCCCAGAUCAACACCUACCCUACCACAGUGCCGGCCAUGCAGGCUGCCGCUACGCUCGCCUACACUUGGAUUUCGGAUUCCUUUCUACGUGGUCGGAGGUGGCCUAUAAUGCUUUGGGCAACGACCAUCAACUUCAUCGUCUUCACUUCUCUAGCGGUCUGGAACAUCCCAGUUGGAUGGCAUUGGGCAUGCUAUAUCUUGAUGGGUCAAGCCGUGGCCACCAGUCCUCUCAUGAUGACCUGGACGAAUGAACUCUGCUCCGGCGAUGCCGAGGAGCGCGCUCUCGUGCUUGCCGUGGUCAACGACUUCCUCCCAGUGAUGAACAUCUGGCUGCCGCUCCUCAUCUGGCAACAGGUCGACGCUCCAAGAUACCACACCGGGUUCAUCACCGCCUCGUGCCUGAUUGUUGUCGGCUUCUUCCUGAUCCUGGCGAUACUAUAUCUCUCCCAUAGGGACAGGGAUAGACACCAGCAGAGGUAG
Messenger RNA from Capronia epimyces CBS 606.96, 1455 nucleotides. RefSeq lists its product as uncharacterized. The transcript is spliced from 11 exons. Gene Ontology annotation, biological process: transmembrane transport. Lineage: Eukaryota; Fungi; Ascomycota; Eurotiomycetes; Chaetothyriales; Herpotrichiellaceae. Gene Ontology annotation, cellular component: membrane. Gene Ontology annotation, molecular function: transmembrane transporter activity. Bases 1 to 1455 code for a protein of 484 amino acids. The record is from RefSeq and is a predicted model, not a curated record.